GUGGCCACGUGCUCGCGGUGGUGGUGCGCGUUCUCGCUAUGCGACCCGGCUGCUGUAUGUGAGCGCGGGAAAUUUCAUUUGUGUAGAACCGGAUUCGUUACCGUAUUACUUAUUAUAGUUGCACUAACAUUUUUUGUUUGAUUUGCUACCGGUUCUGAGGUCUCUGUUUACCGUCCGUAUCCGGUGUCAGUGCCUGCUGUUAGUUUUUGUUUACCAGGCCGGGGCUUAAUGUACUGAAUGUUAUCCUGACUGAAAAAGUUCUAUUGGCAGCCAUUAUUGUAAUUUAUAUUUUAUAGACUCACAGCAAUAACCCCCCCCUAUAGUUUUAUUUUGGGGAGAUCAGGAAUUGAUGGCUGCAUAAAAUUAAGGUUGUUUGGGUCAUCAUUUCUAAAAGGUUUCCAUCGUCUGAUUCUGCGCCGGGUUUGCCAUGCCUAUAUCCGCGAAGAGCAUUGCUGAGGAGCUGGAGGUGUUUGAUGUGAAGUUUGAGGACGAGGAUGCGGCUGAAAAAAAGGUUCUGAAUAAAAAAGCUGCAAAAUCACGUCAGACUUUUAAGAAAGAAAAGCAUUGUGGAAACAGAGAUUUUAACACCAUUCAAGAACUCAUUGAGGUGGAGACUGAAGAAGAAAAUCUCUUGGACUCGUAUACAACUCCUGCUAAGGGCUCACAAAAGCGUCUCCUAUCUACACCAGAGAAUCCACAAUCCAAACGAAUUCAGUCAAUAACCCGAAGUCCUCACGUCCUAUUCUCUCCUUCCAGCUUUUCACCCAGUGUGGUUUUAUCUGUACUUUGGUGUGCGUACAUGGACACAUUAAAAUCUCCUCCCAAAAUUAUCCUGGAGUGUGACCAUUGGGUCAAGAGAGUGAUAGUGCUGACUAUACCCUCUAGCCCAGUAUUUCGGUAUGACUUCCCUGGUAAAGUAGUGGUUAUGGAGGGCACCAAUAGCACUGGCAGAAGGUUUGUGGCAACAAAGCUUUAUGAGGGUAUCGCACUCCCUUUUUACCAGCCAACAGAAGAAUUCCAAGAGUGUCAGCAGCAGAUGAUCCUGACAGCCUGUGGCCCCUUCACCACGUCUGAUACUAUAACUUAUGAUGCCCUGAAGGAUUUGGUUGACAUCAUUAACAGAGACCGACCAGAUGUCUGCAUCUUGUUUGGACCAUUUUUGGAUGCAAAGCAAGAACAGAUAGAGAAUCUGCAGCUAACAGUGACAUUUGACGAUGUUUUUAAGCACUGUUUGAAAAUGAUCAUCGAAGGAACACGUCUGUUUUUUUUCAGUAGUCACUUAACAAUAAAGCGAUGGCGGAGCAAUCCGAGGUCACAUGACAGCACCCGGAGAACUGGAACAAUAAAGCAAAGGCGGAGCAAUCCAAGGUCACAUGACAGCACCCGGAGCACUGGAACAAUAAAGCAAAGGCGGAGCAAUCCGAGGUCACAUAACAGCACCCGGUGCACUGGAACAAUAAAGCAAAGGCGGAAUAAUCCGAGGUCACAUGACAGCACCCGGAGCACUGGAACAAUAAAGCAAAGGCGGAGCAAUCCGAGGUCACAUAACAGCACCCGGUGCACUGGAACAAUAAAGCAAAGGCGGAGCAAUCCAAGGUCACAUGACAGCAGCCGGUGCACUGGAAGAAUAAAGCAAAGGCGGAGCAAUCCAAGGUCACAUGACAGCAGCCGGUGCACUGGAAGAAUAAAGCAAAGGCGGAGCAAUCCAAAGUCACAUGACAGCACCCGGUGCACUGGAACAAUAAAGCAAAGGCGGAGCAAUCCAAAGUCACAUGACAGCACCCGGAGCACUGGAACAAUAAAGCAAAGGCGGAGCAAUCCGAGGUCACAUAACAGCACCCGGUGCACAGGAACAAUAAAGCAAAGGCGGAAUAAUCCGAGGUCACAUGACAGCACCCGGAGCACUGGAACAAUAAAGCAAAGGCGGAAUAAUCCGAGGUCACAUGACAGCACCCGGAGCACUGGAACAAUAAAGCAAAGGCGGAGCAAUCCGAGAUCAGCCCAUCAUAUUGGGUUGUGGCUUCAGUUAGCAGAAAUUUAUUUCAUAUACAACAAUAUGGAUGGAGUAUAUUGCCAUCUCUGCAGCAUAGACAACGGAUGUGGGGGUGUCAGACGGCCAGUGUAUGCUAAUCUGCAGCUUCUUUCUUUUGCCCGUAGCUACUACCCCCUGUACCCACCUAACGAGGAAAUAAACCUAGACUAUGAAGCUUUGUAUCACUACGCACACAUGCCUGUAACUCCUGAUGUCUUCAUAGCACCGUCUGAGCUACGAUAUUUUAUCAAGGUGAGCUCUUCCCAGCCUUGUGCUGUAGGUACUGCUAAGUGUGACAGCCAGUAGCAUUAAAUAUCUUGUUACAGGUUUGUGUUCUUCCAUUCCUGCUAUGUGCGUAGGAAAUAAUGUAUGCUCUGCCUAUUGAUCUCUGUACACUUGCCAAUACCUAUAAUACCCAGGAUCCCUCUUUUCUAGAUAUGCGCUGC
Bombina bombina (fire-bellied toad) is the source of this 2478-nucleotide messenger RNA. RefSeq names its product DNA polymerase alpha 2, accessory subunit (gene POLA2). The record is from RefSeq and is a predicted model, not a curated record. NCBI's taxonomy places the organism in Eukaryota, Metazoa, Chordata, Amphibia, Anura, Bombinatoridae. Gene Ontology annotation, cellular component: alpha DNA polymerase:primase complex. Gene Ontology annotation, molecular function: DNA binding. Gene Ontology annotation, biological process: DNA replication initiation; DNA replication.